GAACCUGAAGAAGCUUGACGAUAACGACGGCAAUUGGUAAAACGUGAACCACCUCACCACACACAAAUACGAGACCGAUCGGCGAUCAGUAGACUCAACCAAACUCGCGGUGAAACAGUCGGAUUCCACCGCUAAGGAACGAUGAUGAUCUCCCAAUUCUUUGUUUUAUCUCAGCGAGGAGAUAACAUCGUCUUCCGUGACUACCGGGCUGAGGUACCGAAAGGCAGUACAGAGACUUUCUUCCGUAAAGUCAAGUUCUGGAAGGAGGAUGGCAAUGCAGAGGCGCCACCUAUCUUUAAUGUCGAUGGCGUGAACUACUUCCAUGUCAAGGUUGUUGGUCUAUAUUUUGUUGCGACUACGAGAGUUAACGUGUCACCGUCUCUUGUUUUGGAGCUUCUACAAAGGAUUGCUCGUGUUAUUAAGGAUUAUCUUGGUGUUUUGAAUGAAGAUUCAUUCAGGAAAAAUUUUGUGCUCGUGUAUGAGUUGCUUGACGAAGUUAUUGAUUUUGGUUACGUGCAAACUACAUCUACCGAAGUUUUGAAAUCCUAUAUAUUCAAUGAGCCAAUUGUGGUUGCUCCUGCCCGCCUUCAGCCCAUCGAUCCUGCUGCCAUUUUCACACAAGGAAACAAAAGAAUGCCUGGAACUGCAGUUACAAAAUCGGUUGUAGCUAAUGAUCCUGGGGGUCGGAGAAGAGAGGAAAUUUUUGUGGACAUUAUCGAGAAAAUCAGUGUUACUUUUAGUUCAAGCGGCUAUAUACUGACUUCUGAGAUUGAUGGAACCAUUCAAAUGAAGAGCUAUCUUUCUGGUAAUCCAGAAAUCCGUUUAGCUCUUAAUGAAGACCUAAACAUAGGAAGAGGAGGGAGAUCAGUAUAUGAUUAUAGGAGCUCUUCAGGUUCAGGGGUGAUACUUGAUGAUUGUAACUUUCAUGAGUCUGUUCGUCUGGAUAGUUUUGAUUCAGAUAGAACUUUGUCCCUGGUUCCACCGGAUGGUGAAUUUCCAGUAAUGAAUUACCGUAUGACCCAGGAGUUCAAGCCUCCUUUUCAUGUUAAUACCUUGAUUGAAGAGGCCGGGCGCCUUAAGGCUGAAGUGAUUAUUAAAAUACGAGCUGAGUUCCCUUCAGACAUAAUCGCAAACACAAUUACUGUUCAGAUGCCAUUGCCAAAUUAUACUUCCAGGGCUAGUUUUGAGUUAGAACCCGGUGCGGCUGGACAGAAGACAGAUUUCAAGGAAUCCAGCAAAAUGCUUGAAUGGAAUUUAAAGAAGAUUGUUGGCGGGGGUGAGCAUACACUGCGUGCAAAGCUGACAUUUUCACAGGAAUUUCAUGGUAAUAUCACAAAGGAAGCAGGGCCAGUCAGCAUGACGUUCACGAUACCUAUGUACAAUGUUUCUAAACUUCAGGUCAAAUACUUGCAGAUAGCAAAGAAAUCAAGUAGUUAUAAUCCAUAUCGUUGGGUGAGAUACGUUACACAGGCCAAUUCAUAUGUGGCUAGGAUAUGACCUGCUUUCAGAUAAUGGUUGUCCCUCACUUGUAUGUCUAAGUACUUUCUCUUUACAUGUUCGGAGCACACUUGCUACACAGUACUGUGUUGAAUGUUGUCUCUUCUAUUUGGAUACUUUCUUGUUUUGGUAUCAACAUAUAUGCUUUUAUUGCA
Arabidopsis lyrata subsp. lyrata is the source of this 1652-nucleotide messenger RNA. RefSeq names its product AP-4 complex subunit mu. The coding region runs from base 142 to 1497 and encodes 451 amino acids. Gene Ontology annotation, cellular component: clathrin adaptor complex; cytoplasmic vesicle; trans-Golgi network. The transcript is spliced from 13 exons. The record is from RefSeq and is a predicted model, not a curated record. Gene Ontology annotation, biological process: protein targeting; Golgi to lysosome transport. NCBI's taxonomy places the organism in Eukaryota, Viridiplantae, Streptophyta, Magnoliopsida, Brassicales, Brassicaceae.